UAUAUAUUUUUUUUUUCUUGCUUUUAUUCAUCAUGGAUUCUAAAGAAACCACAAGUGGGUUUGGAAAGAACCCAAGACCACCCAAGGUCAAAAAUAAAGCCCCAGCUCCCAUUCAGAUUACAGCUGAACAGAUUUUACGUGAAGCUCAUGAUCGUCGUCUUGAACCUACUCACAGCAUUCCACAACAAAAGAUUGCUGACUUGGAAGAACUUUCAGAAUUUCGUCAACGUAAACGUAAAGAAUUUGAAGACAAUAUUCGAAAGAAUCGACUCAACAUUAGCAAUUGGAUCAAGUAUGCUAAUUGGGAAGAAAGUCAAAUGGAACUUCAACGUGCUCGAUCUGUGUUUGAGCGUGCACUUGAUGUCGAAUGGCGUAAUGUGGCCAUUUGGUUACGCUAUAUUGACAUGGAACUAAAGAAUAAAUGUGUCAAUCACGCUCGUAAUCUGUUGGACAGAGCAACCACCUUGAUGCCUCGUAUGGACCAGUUUUGGUACAAGUACACUUAUAUGGAAGAGACAUUGGGUGAAGUUCCCAAGGCAAGAAAUGUGUUUGAGCGCUGGAUGAAGUGGGAGCCACCAGAGAACGCUUGGAUGGCAUACAUCAAGAUGGAGUUGCGUUAUGAUGAAAAAGAGCGCGCCAGGGCUAUUUAUGAGCGUUUUGUUAGUAUUCAUCCUGAGCCUGCUAAUUGGAUCAAGUGGGCCAAAUUUGAAGAAGAACAAAAUAAUUUAGCAAAAUGUAGAGAGAUUUAUACGGCUGCUUUGGAAUACUUGGGCGAUGAGAAACUGGAUCAAAAGGUUCUGGUUGCUUUUGCCAAAUUUGAAAUUAAAACAAAAGAGUUUGAACGCGCUAGAGUCAUUUUCAAGUAUGGAUUAGAAAGACUUCCUAAAGCCAAAUCACAAUCACUCUAUAAUCAAUACACCAAUUUUGAAAAGCAGUAUGGUGAUAAGGCUGGUAUAGAAGAUGUGGUUAUUGGUAAACGACGUGUUCAGUAUGAGCGAGAAAUUGACGAUAACCCGAAAAACUAUGAUGUUUGGUUCGACUAUGCUAAACUGGAAGAAUCCGCUGGCGACCCGACUCGAGUACGAGAAGUAUAUGAACGAGCAAUUGCUCAAGUUCCACCUGCAGAAGAAAAGCGAUACUGGAGACGUUAUAUCUACCUAUGGAUCUACUAUGCGCUAUAUGAAGAACUAGAGACACAGGAUAUGGAACGUACACGUGAAAUCUAUGAGCAAUGCAUCAAGUUAAUACCUCACAAGAAAUUUACUUUUGCCAAGAUUUGGCUCUUGUAUGCACAGUUUGAAAUUCGACAACUGGAUGUCCAAAAGGCACGAAAACUACUAGGCAGAGCCAUUGGUAUGUGUCCCAAAAACAAGUUGUUCAAAGGAUAUAUCGAUUUAGAGUUUCAAAUGAGAGAGUUUGACCGUUGUCGUACGCUCUAUACAAAGUACCUUGAAUACAACCCUGCCAACUGUUCCGCCUGGAUCAAAUUUGCUGAAUUGGAAAGAGAUGUUCUGGGAGAAACAGAGCGUUGUCGUGCUAUCUUUGACUUGGGUAUUGCACAACCAGCACUGGAUAUGCCAGAACUACUUUGGAAAGCCUAUAUUGAUUUUGAAAUUGCAGAAGAAGAAUAUGACAAUGCUAGAGAUCUUUAUCACCGCUUAUUAGAACGUACAGAGCAUGUUAAGGUGUAUAUUAGCUUUGCUCAGUUUGAGUUGUCGAUACCAUAUGAAGAAGGAAGCGAUGAAAAUGUCAAGAAUUCUCGCAAUAUAUUUGCAAAGGCAUAUGAUAAAAUGAAGGAGAAGGAACUUAAAGAAGAGAGAGUUAUUUUACUUGAAGCAUGGAAAGACUUUGAAGAAAAUUACGGUACUGAUGAGACCAAACAAGCAGUACAGCAAAAGAUGCCCAAGGUAGUCAAGAAAAGAAGACAAGCUAAGGAUUCUACAGAGGAUAACAUCAUUUGGGAAGAAUACUUUGAUUAUAUUUUCCCAGAUGAUAAAGUACAAAGUGGUCCACUUAAACUCUUACAGAUGGCACAAGCUUGGAAGAAAUCGGGAAACAACAGCAGUAAUAACUCAUAAAGCAAUAAAGAUAUUGUACAUAAUAACCCAUUUGAACAAAUAAG
This is a messenger RNA of Rhizopus microsporus ATCC 52813, 2122 nucleotides long. RefSeq names its product crooked neck-like protein 1-like protein. The transcript has 4 exons. The record is from RefSeq and is a predicted model, not a curated record. Bases 33 to 2078 code for a protein of 681 amino acids. Gene Ontology annotation, biological process: mRNA splicing, via spliceosome; spliceosomal complex assembly. NCBI's taxonomy places the organism in Eukaryota, Fungi, Mucoromycota, Mucoromycetes, Mucorales, Rhizopodaceae. Gene Ontology annotation, molecular function: protein binding. Gene Ontology annotation, cellular component: Prp19 complex; post-mRNA release spliceosomal complex; U2-type catalytic step 2 spliceosome.